This is a messenger RNA of Oreochromis aureus, 4957 nucleotides long. RefSeq names its product protein tyrosine kinase 2aa (gene ptk2aa). Gene Ontology annotation, molecular function: ATP binding; protein tyrosine kinase activity. The coding region runs from base 16 to 3417 and encodes 1133 amino acids. Gene Ontology annotation, cellular component: focal adhesion; cytoskeleton. The transcript is spliced from 35 exons. The record is from RefSeq and is a predicted model, not a curated record. Gene Ontology annotation, biological process: protein phosphorylation; signal complex assembly. Lineage: Eukaryota; Metazoa; Chordata; Actinopteri; Cichliformes; Cichlidae.
AGCAGCCAUAUUGGAAUGCUGGAUGUGGAGAGGGGAAGCAGGAACAGGCGACGAGAGGGAGAGCGAGAAGGGGGAAACGGGCUGGAGCGAAAAAAAACGCUAUCUGAAAGUCCUUCCAGCUCUACAAGUGAAAAUAACGGAUUAUUUACCGACCCUUCACAGCUUCUGUCGCCGGUAAAGUCAACUCAAACCUCUUGGACGUCACCUGGAAUAAGUCAGCAUAUUUCCAGGAUUGCCUACUACACAGAAUAUGACAGACACCUAGCAGCGGCAGUGUCUGCAGGGAAAACCAUGGCGACAGCCUACCUGGACCCCAACCUGAAUCACACCCUCCUCGAAGGGGCCAAGUCCCGACUGAGUGCGGGGGCAUCGGACCGAACCAUGGCCGGCUCCGUGGACAGGGUUCUGAAAGUCUGCCAUCACUUUGAGAGCAACACAGAAAAUAGCUGCUGGUCUUCCAAUAUAAGAUAUGGUGAUGCAACCGAUGUCAGGGGGAUCAUCCAGAAGAUUUUAGACAUCAACAAAGUGCGCUGGACUUCAUGUUUUGGCCUGCGGCUCAGUAACGGUCAAUCCAAAGACCAAGUGCACUGGCUCCACCCAGAUUUGGGCGUGUCCCACGUCAGAGAGAAAUAUGAACAAGCACGGCCAAAUGAAGAGUGGAGAUAUGAGUUAAGAAUCCGAUAUCUACCAAAGGGCUUUGUGCAGCAGUUUACAGAAGACAAACCUACUCUCAACUACUUCUACCACCAGGUGAAGCACGACUACAUGACAGAAAACGGAGAUCAAGUGGAACAAGAUGUAGCUCUCAAACUGGGCUGUCUCGAAAUUAGGAGGUUUUUUAAAGAGAUGAGAGGAAAUGCCCUUGACAAGAAAUCUAACUAUGAACUACUGGAGAAAGACGUUGGUUUGAGGCGGUUUUUCCCAAAAGACCUGCUGGAUUCAGUUAAGGCUAAAACGCUUCGAAAAUUGAUUCAGCAGACAUUUAAGCAAGUAGCCAAUCUUAAUGAUGAGCAGUGCAUCCUGAAGUUCUUGGAGAUACUUGCACCAAUUUACCGCUAUGACAAGGAGUUCUUCAAAUGUGCCCUUGGGUCCAGCUGGGUGAUCCAGGUAGAAUUAGCCAUUGGGCCAGAGGAAGGAAUCAGCUACCUCACUGACAAGGGGUCCACGCCCACCCAUCUAGCAAAUUUUAAUCAAGUCCAGUCCAUCCAGUACUCAGCUAUGGAGGAAAAGGACAGGAAAGGCAUGCUACAACUGAACGUAGCUGGAGCUCCUGAGCCUCUCACAGUUACGACAGCAUCUCUCACCAUGGCGGAGAACUUGGCUGACUUGAUUGAUGGUUACUGUCGACUCGUAUCCAUGGAAACUCACUCCUUCAUUAUCAGAGUUCAGAAAGAGGGAGAGAGAGCGCUGCCUUCCAUCCCAAAACUUUCUAACAGUGAAAAAAAGUUAGAAGCAGUCCGGAGUGGAGUAAGAGCGAUCUCUGUCUCAGAAGAUCUUAGUGGGGAUGAAACUGAUGACUAUGCAGAGAUAGUUGAUGAAGAGGACACCUACACCAUGCCCUCAAUGAGCUAUGGAGUAGUUGAAGCGCGGGACUAUGAGAUCCAGAGGGACAGGAUAGAGUUGGGCCGCUGCAUUGGAGAGGGUCAGUUUGGCGAUGUACACCAAGGAGUCUACAACUGUCCAGACAAAGCAUCUCUAGCUGUCGCCAUUAAGACCUGUAAGAAUUGUACCUCUGACAGCGUCAGAGAAAAGUUCCUGCAAGAAGCACUGACAAUGCGUCAGUUUGACCAUCCUCACAUUGUUAAGCUGAUCGGCGUGAUCACAGAGAACCCGGUGUGGAUCAUCAUGGAGCUCUGUACUCUUGGAGAGUUGCGCUCGUUCCUUCAGGUGAGGAAGUACAGUCUUGACUUGGCCACGCUCAUCCUGUAUGCCUACCAGCUCAGUACAGCUCUAGCCUACCUGGAGAGCAAACGCUUUGUACACAGGGAUAUAGCAGCUCGGAACGUGUUGGUCUCUGCGGUGGACUGUGUGAUGCUUGGAGACUUUGGUCUAUCACGAUACAUGGAGGACAGCUCUUACUACAAAGCUUCUAAAGGUAAACUUCCCAUUAAGUGGAUGGCUCCUGAAUCUAUCAAUUUUAGGAGAUUCACGUCUGCAAGUGAUGUCUGGAUGUUUGGUGUAUGCAUGUGGGAGAUCUUGAUGUACGGCAUCAAGCCCUUCCAGGGGGUGAAAAACAAUGACGUGAUUGGCAGGAUAGAAAACGGGGAGCGCCUGGCGAUGCCUCCCCAGUGUCCGCCCACCCUCUACAGUCUGAUGACCAAAUGUUGGUCAUAUGACCCCAGCAAGCGACCGCGAUUCACUGAACUCAAAACACAACUCAGCACGAUACUGGAGGAAGAGAAGCUCCAGCAAGAGGAGAGACUCCGAAUGGAAAUGAGGAGACAAGUCACAGUUUCGUGGGACCCAGAUGAAGCACCACCCAAACCUAGCAGACCAGGUUACCCCAGUGAAGGCUUCGUCAGCAACUCCCCGCACAACCACUUCCCGCAAUCAGCCCAUGGUGGUGGAGGAGGAGUUGGAGGCAGCUAUCCUCCUACUGAUUCCUGGAAUCCGCACAGACCUGAACAUACUGCACCGUGGAGCCCGAAUAUGGAGGACGUUGGGUGUGUAGGUCAGGCUCUGAUGGAGGAAAGGCUGAUGAUGCAGCAGCAACAGAUGGAGGAUGACCAGCGGUGGUUGGAGCAGGAGGAGAUCUUCAUGAAGGCGGAGUCCAGAAACAGCAGAGGGAGCGUCGACAGGGAGGACGGCACACUACAAGCACCGGGUGGAAGCCAACAUAUCUACCAGCCUGUUGGGAAACCAGAACCUGUGGCACCUCCCAAAAAGCCGCCCCGCCCAGGAGCUCCAGCUAACUUAACCAACCUGCCCAGUCUCUGCCCCGUAGAAAGCUACAAUGAGGGGGUCAAGUUGCAGCCUCAAGAGAUCAGCCCACCUCCCACUGCCAACUUGGAUCGUUCCAACGACAAAGUGUAUGAGAAUGUGACGGGACUGGUUAAAGCUGUGAUCGAGAUGUCGAACAGGAUCCAGCCCGCUGCCCCGGAGGAGUACGUCCCCAUGGUCAAGGAAGUGGGUUUGGCUCUGAGGACUCUGCUGGCCACAGUGGAUGAGACGAUUCCUGUGCUGCCAGCCAGCACACACAGAGAGAUUGAAAUGGCCCAGAAGCUGCUGAAUUCAGAUCUGGCCGAGUUGAUAGCGAAGAUGAAGCUGGCGCAGCAGUAUGUCAUGACGAGUUUACAAAAGGACUACAAGAAACAGAUGCUAAUGGCAGCUCACGCCCUCGCAGUUGACGCCAAGAACCUGCUGGACGUCAUCGACCAAUCACGGCUCAAGAUGAUCAACCAGACCCGCCCACAUUAGCCCGGGAUCUAACCAACUUGGCGGUUUUUGAUGCAGUGAAUCCAAAUGCAGGAGAGGGAAAGAGGGCCCGUGAGUUCUCGGGAAUUUAAUAAGAGACUGAGAAGGAUGGUCAGGUGGACAGAGUGAUGAAGGUCUGACGUGGAAAACCGAUGAACAGCAGACACGACAAACUGAAACAAUCAGCCCCUACCCCCCUCGUCCUCUCUGGAAAAAAGUCAUGUUUGGCCAAUGUUGUGUUGUUUUGUACUUCAGUUGUAUUAUUGCCUUUUUGUAUCCAGAGAAACACUCUUCUGUCUCAUCACAUAUCCUCAAAAAAAAACUUUUUUUCAGAAUCACUCAUUACUCAUUUUAAAUCUUUGAAGAUUCAAAUAAAAUGUCUGGGAAGCUCACUUGAAGGACUGGACAGGUAUUUUUGGUGAAUGGACCCACCAAUCUUUGCCACGAGAACACAUGACUGACACUCCACAAACGCAGGAGGAAGCAACUGGAACUGAAGAGCCUGCAUGAGGAGGAUGAUGAAGAUGAUUUCAUAAAGUUCUUUAAACAUGCUUUUAUAUUAUUGUUAUUAUUAUUAUUAUUGUGGUUGUUGUUGCUAUGUUCAUCCCUGCAGUAUGCCUCUUGUUUUCUUAAACUUUGUAUGAACAAAAAUGAUUGAUUUACACCACGGUUGCUCAUAAUUUCAUCUCUUUUCUCUUUUUUUCACCCCACUCUAAACUUCCUUAUCUCAGGCAUCAAGAUACGGCAUAAAAAUUUGAGUAUUAAAAAAAUGAAACCGCUAUAGGUCUUUUUAAAUAUAAAAACUGCUACAUGCAACUUUUAAAGUUAACUUGCAUAAGUGAAUAUACAAAGAAGCUCUAUUUUUAACUCUCUUCUGAGGCAUGAAUUGUUAGGAAAUAAUAAAUAUUGGAGAGGAGAGAACAGGAGGGAGGAGUGGAAGGGACAAAGGGAGGUAGGGUUUUAAGUUACAGUGGAGGUGCUAAUAUUACUGUACAGCCCUGUGCCAAAUGAACAUUUCACUCAAAACGCAGUGACAUUGCUUAACUGUGGAAUACAAGAACAAGUUUAGCAACAGUUUAACUGUUGUUUCUCUGCUUAUCCUCUAAAAUUUAGAUUGGUUUGUAUAUUAAAGCUCUCUGUACUGUGCCAUCACUUGGGUUGUAUCCUCUUUGUCAAACUUUCAGGUGAUUAGUAGGAGAAUACAGUCUUUGUUGCGCUCUGGUUGUAUCUGUAAUCCACCAACAGUUGUUUUAAAUUAAGGGUGUCGACCUCGUUCGCGAGGGUUUGGUCAUGAUUUUAAAAUAUUAAAUGGUUAUCCUGCCCCCCCCACCUUUCUACCUCCCUCCACUGCAGUUAUUUAUACCUUUUUAAUCCUUCUCUUUUUCUGGUGUAUCUAUUCCUCUCCUCACCUUUGUCUUCCUCCUCUCCUCCCUCUCAUCCUCUCGCUGUUCCCUCUCCCCUGAGGUGAGCAAUAUUCUCAGGAAGGAGACAGUUGUACAGUUGCUAAACCGAGCAAAUAAAACACUGUUAUUAUUGAGAAGCA